AUGCAGGUUAGCGUGAGAAACAGAUGGUGCUCAGGCCAUGCUGUCCGCCGCGAUGCAAGAUUUGAGCAAUUCAACACGCUUCUAGCCACCGAGACAACCAAAUCUACGCUUGCAAGCAGCCGUUUGAAGGCUACAAGUAGUGUCUACGCUGCUGCCUCGUCGCCUCCUCUGACGGUCCUCGGCAGCUCCGCCUCCUCCCCUUCCAUGACUACCAACGGUCCGAACCGUCUCGCUCCGCGUGCCCCUUCAACUCUCCACCACCCACCUCCUCAACCUGCCCCGGCUCGACUUUCCAUAACUGCUCUGGGAGCACCUCCCUGUCCACCGGAUCAGCACGAGCUACGCCACCACACCUGCUCGUAUCUUGGUUCAGGCCCUGUCGCAAUGCCUGCCGGGGGCUCCGCGCCGCCGUUGAUGAUCUGCAGGCCCAGCUGCCCAAGAGCCCCGUCAGCAUGCCCAUGCGGCUCUAGGAGCUGGGCGCGCGCGCGCCUGACCUGUUCACUCACACAUGGCGUGACCCCUGCAUCCGCCGGCUCAGCUUCGAUCCCCGGCUCUGGAGCCCCCGAUGCGGACGUGUUGCUCUGCCGGCCGGCGCCCGGCAUCGUGAAAUGGACGAGCCGUGACCCGACGUGGAGGGCUGCUUCGAUGAGGAGCGCGCCGGAUCAAUCCUGAACGGGACGGGGGUCAAGCCGCUUAUGGUGGCAUUUUGCAGCGGCGCUGCAGGGGAUGCCCCGGCGAGGCCGAACCGUUGGCGCGUCCCAGCUGAUUGCCGUCCGAAGAGCGACUUGUCGGGUGCGGGAAUGCCGGCGCCGGUGUUCGUGUGCCAAGUAACGGAGAGAGCCUACUGUGUAUACUUUGAGCAACGUGAUGUGGACCAGAGGCCACGUGAGAAGCUGAGCUAGGCAUUCUCAGGAAAGAUACAGCAGCUUCAUUGUGUUCAGGUCCAGUGUAAAGAAAUUAAACUCACAUACUUUAAGAUAAGCACGUACAAGGGCUACACGCAAAAUCGCAU
Gaeumannomyces tritici R3-111a-1 is the source of this 1012-nucleotide messenger RNA. RefSeq lists its product as hypothetical. Bases 1 to 672 code for a protein of 223 amino acids. The record is from RefSeq and is a predicted model, not a curated record. The transcript is spliced from 2 exons. Lineage: Eukaryota; Fungi; Ascomycota; Sordariomycetes; Magnaporthales; Magnaporthaceae.